Molecule: messenger RNA, 1028 nt
Organism: Desarmillaria tabescens
Lineage: Eukaryota; Fungi; Basidiomycota; Agaricomycetes; Agaricales; Physalacriaceae
Exons: 6
Coding region: 1-963 (320 amino acids)
Source: RefSeq, a predicted model, not a curated record
AUGUCGGUGGACUUUCACGACAACGGGCUGGGCUCUUUUGUUGACUUUCCUGAACUUGCAAAUAUGGAUGAGGCACCUGUUUAUCUGGGCCAGACCACAGCUGAUGUCGAGAUGGGGCCACUCCAAGAUUUGGGUAUGGAUACCGCAAAUGCAGGCGAUGACAACAAUAUCCAGAUGGGCCUCUACGAUGAUCCAGAGAGCAUGGAAAUAUCAUAUGAGGCUAUUGUCGAAGUCGAACAGAUGGCGGAGCAGCUUGCACAUGACAAUGAACCUGCAGUUCGGCCGGCGCCAUGCCAAGUCACCUUCUUCGCAUGCAAUAUCAUUCUGUUCAUGCUGAAUCUCAUAUUUACCUGGCUUGACCUCCUCAAACCUGAUCAACCAAUGCCCAUCACGUUGAACAUGGACUGGUUCAAUAUUCUCCCAGGAUGCCCUCAAUGUCAUAGCAUCUUUGUGGGGGAUACGGACCCUACAAGGAAAUGCCCAGCAUGCAAGAUUCCACUCUUCCUUUCCCAACGCACUUCACUUCUCCAAUCAUUACUUGGACGUCCACCGCCUGACCCUAUUCCUGCCUUCUUGGUGCCCAUCGCUUCACUCUCAUCACUGCUGGUUGAUUUCUUCCAGAUAGAAGGUAAUGAAGCUGCUGUAGAUGAAUGGCGAGAGCUGGAGCCAUCUCCUGCAGGACAGCACAGCCAUGUCAUGGACGGAAAACAAUGGAAAGAAAGGCUUGAUCACAAUGGCAAGCCUUUCUUCACUAAGGAAUCCCUCAAAAAGCCAAACGAAAUUCGUUUAGCUGGAAAUUUCUCUCUUGAUUGGUUUGAGGUCACGAAGUCUGCCUACAGCCCGACACAUCUAGUUUAUCGUGCUAGGAUCCCUACUCGCACUUCGGUAGGAGAUACUCUAGCAAGUCAAAGGCGACGAAAGUCGAUGGGACAAGUAGUCAUGAAGGACGGAGUUCGAUGUUAGGUAGAAUUAACCUUAGCCGAAGCUGGGGUUCAGACCAGCUGAGGCUCUUCUUAAAUACACGUUGG